AUGACUUCACAGCGACAUGUUGAAUCGCCUGUAGGAGGAGAAAAUGGGACUGAUAACAAACUAGAAGAGGACAAGGGGAGGGGUGUGAGACAUUGCGACAAGGCCGAUGGGGCUAGUCAUGAAGAAUCACAACGCACAGGGUGGGCGGAGAGGACUAGGCAUGAAGAAAUAGACAAUAAGCAAAGCCACAGGGGAGACAGGGAUUGUGGCAGUGGAGCGGGCGAUAGGCGAAGGUCUAUACAGCACACACACACAGAGCAUAGGAUGGAUGAUACAGUACAAGGCGAUAGGCAGAGGUCUGUACAGCUCACAGAGCGAGCGGAGAGGACUAAUAACGAAAGGACAGAGGACAGACAAAGGACAAUCAGACAAUUAGACAGAGACGAUAGGAAUCAACACAAUGAGAUGGAAAACAGGCGGAGGUCUAUGCAUCAUGCAGAAAGAGACUAUGGGUGCCACAAUACGGAAUCGGAGGAGAGGCAAAGGUAUACACAACCCACAUACGGCAAAGCUAGGGAUAGUUAUAUAGAUAAGGAUAGUUAUAGUGAAGUGGACUAUAGGCGGAGGUCUUCACCAUACAAUUACACGCAGAGUAAAAACGAGGACAAAGAACGAGAUUACAGGAGGAGGUCUAUGCAACACACGAGCGUAGAGAUUAAGAACAAGGACAAAGAACGAGAGGACAGAAGGAGGUCUGGACCUACCAACCAUGGGGGAUAUGGGAACGAUGGUAGCGAACGGAGCGAUAGGCGGAGGACUACACAACACACACGCACAAAAAUCGAGACUAAUGCCAAAGAACAAGGGGAUAGACGGAUGGCAAGACAAUCCGCAGACACAGGUGAUAGAAACAGGACCCAAGAGACCGCUCGAAGCAAUAGGCAUAUACAGUCCCCGCAUAGUGCUGAUAGCGACAGAAACGAACAGAGUAGGAGAUGCGUACAAUCUGCAGGCGAUGCAAUGAAGGAUACCAACGAGAAGCGUAAAACAUGCACAGAGCCUAGAAGUGAUGUAGAUAAGGGUGGUAACGAACAAGGCAAGAUACACACAGAAUCUAGAAGUGGCGCAAAGAGAGAUAGGAACGAAGUUGCACAUCGCACAGGGAGGGCGUUCGAUGAUGUGUGUGGUGACACGCACAUGCCGGGUCUAACUGAUUCAAACGUUACCGACAGACGUCCGCAGAAACGACGGCACUCUGCGGCACUGGAUGGAGUAGCAGAGCAAUAUGUUUAUAGCAGUGCUCCGGUGAAACGUGCGAGAAGAGGAAGCGAAGCGAGGCAGUAUACUCAGUCACGUAUGCCCCCACAGAGAGACCCGACAAUAGACACAUCACAACCACGCGAUAAGUUAGGUACAUCCCCAACACACACACAUGCACGCAAUCAAACCCCUUCAGACACACACACAGCUCAACGUACAGUCCCAAAUAGUGGUACCAACCGCGGUUCACAUACGGGUGAUAGUGGCUUUAGACGCCCGCGGAGCGAUGUGGGUGGUUCUACAGAUACGAGUGGUAUUGAUAUGGGUAGCGAUAGCGCAGGUAGGCAUAAAAUAGGUAGCAGCGAUGUGGGCAGCAAUAGCCACGCAGAGAGUGGGAGGGCGAGUGCGAGAAGAGCGGCGAGCGAGUGCGGACGCGGUUUCCAUGGCAACGGUGCAUCCGGGAACGGGCAAACACCUGCAGCCAGCAAACGACUUCGUUAUAGUCUUGAUGGAAAACACCACCGAGAGAGCAUGGGCAAACUCUUACAAUCAGCUAAUAUACAAGAUAACCACAGCCCUCCCUCUAGCACGCCACGGUCCACUCCGCGCGAUACAGCCCCAGAAGCGAAGCGGUUGUUUGCGGACGACUUGGACACACCCGCCGGAUCUGAGCAAUGGACAAAUAACCAGGAACAGGUUGAGCUAGACCCCAGACUAGACGUGUGCAGUGAACAGUUUGACCCCGCCAUGGCCCUGGCCGCGCCGACGAUUCCGCUGCCAUUUCCGAAGAUGAAGGCGUUCGAUAAUCUUAGCAAGCUGGCAGGAUUUUUGUUCGGGGCUCCGAAAUCGGGUUCAACAGCAAACACACCAAAACCCAAAAUCGGAUCAGCCCCAAAUUCCGUGGCAUCCACACCCAAAACCAGAGAAGCGCGCACACACAGCACUGGUCUAACGCUUUCGAACACUGCCAAUACCAGCACUGGCCCUGACAGUUCGGAGGCAGAUAAUAACACUACUAUACUAGGCAGUAAUACAGCCUUUUCGGGUGGCAAGACCCCAACCAAUUUGUCCAUAUCAUCCCAAAUCGGGUCUACUUCAAGCCCGAAAUUCAUCUCUGAGACCAAAACAGCCGAGGACACCACCAGCAGUAAAUCGGCAGAACUCCCGGCAGUAGUGAAGCGGAUAGGAGCGGGUGGUGCAGCAAGCAAGCACACACAACACGCACACAAAAGCAAACACGCACACAGUGCUAAAGAGAGGAUGCCACAGAAGAAACGGCUGCGAGACGUCUUGCAGCGCAUGCCGGCGUUUGGUGAGGAAGGGGGCCCGUUGAGUGUGCUGUACACGUGCUUCUCGCAGAAGUGCCGGACGAGAGAUCGCUACUUGUACGUGACGAGCUGUUAG
Sphaeroforma arctica JP610 is the source of this 2604-nucleotide messenger RNA. RefSeq lists its product as hypothetical. The coding region runs from base 1 to 2604 and encodes 867 amino acids. NCBI's taxonomy places the organism in Eukaryota, Ichthyosporea, Ichthyophonida. The transcript has 4 exons. The record is from RefSeq and is a predicted model, not a curated record.